GGUCAUUUGGGGGGGAAACAGUCAGACUUUGCGGCCCUGUAUGUAAUUUUCUAAAUAUUCUACUCGCUUUAUAUCGUCCAGUAAAUCAAAUAUUUUUUUACUGAGAAUGGAGGAGUUGAGCUCUCAUCCCCCGCCUUGUUCACACCUCACCACUCUGCCGGACUCGAUCACACCGACGGCCAAGAUCAUCUGCGAGAUCCUCUUCCGCCAAUCGCCGCAGCAAAUCUGCCCCGCCCUCGCCUCCACCGGAAUCGUCCCCACCCCCGACGUCGUCAUCGAAGUCCUCCGCCUCUCCUACGACUACCCCUUCUCCGCCGUCAAGUUCUUCCAAUGGGCCGGCCUCGCCCACAAGCACUCCCCCAAGGCCUGGAACCUCAUCGUCGACCUCCUCGGCCGCAACCGCCUCUUCGACUCCAUGUGGGACGCCAUCCGCUCCAUGCGCGACGAAGCCACUCUCUCCGUCACCACCUUCGCCUUCGCCUUCGCCAACUACUCCGCCGCCGGGAGGUUCGACGACGCCGUCAUGACGUUUCAGGUCAUGGACAAGUACGGAAUUUCGCAACGCGUCGCGGCCGCGAACUCGCUCCUCAGCGCCAUGUGCGGCCAAAACGGCGGCGUUUCGAAGGCUCUAGGGUUUCUGGAGACGAUGAAGGGGAGCGAGGAGUUCGGCCCCGACGGGGACUCGUUCGCCAUUUUGCUGGAAGGUUUGGAGAAGGAAGGGAAUCUAGCGACAGCGAAGACGGUGUUUGGGGAGAUGGUGGUGAGAGUCGGGUGGAGCCCGGCGAACAUGUCGGCUUACGACGCCUUCUUGACGACGCUGGUGAGGGGCGGGGAAACCGAGGAGGCUGUGAAAUUCUUGGGAGUGAUGAACAAGAACGGAUGCUUGCCAGGUUUGAAAUUCUUUUCCAAUGCUGUUGAUAUUCUUGUUAAGGAAAAGAGUGCCGAGAAUGCUGUAUUGGUUUGGGAUAUUAUGGUUGGUAAUGGCUUGCUUCCUAAAUUGUCGAUGUAUAAUGCGAUGAUCGGAUUGAUGUGCGAUUGUAAUGAGGUGGAUCAUGCGUUUCGGCUGCUUGAUGAGAUGGUGUUCAAUGGUGCUUUCCCUGAUUGUUUUACUUAUAAUGCUAUAUUCAAGUGUUUGAUUAAGAACAACAAGGUUCGCGAGGCGGGCAAGUUCUUUGUGGAGAUGGUGAAGAAUGAGUGCCUGCCGACACAUUUCAACUUUGCUGCGGCCAUCACCAUGUUUUUCGAUGGGGAUGACCCGGAAAUGGGGGUCGAAAUUUGGAACUUUAUGGUUGAGAACCGUGUGGAGCCUCUUGAUGUUGCUGCCAAUGCGUUGCUUUUGGGUCUUUGUAAGUUGGAUAGGUUGUCGGAGUUGAGGAGGAGUGCUGAUGAUAUGCUCGAUAGAAGGAUCAGCAUUUAUGAAUCGACUAUGGCGAGCUUGAAGAGCGCCUACUAUAAGGAUGGCAGAGGUGCAAAGGAUAAAUAUGAUGGCUUGGCAAGGAGGUGGAAGACCUCUUUAGCUCGCUAGGGAUGGCGACUUCAAUUGCUUAGUUUGAUCUGUAUAGAAGUUCUGCUCUUUUGGGUGUAGAAGACCGCACUGGCUAACAAGCAGUGUUCCUGCGUCCAUAAUGUGCAUGUAGCUGGUUGUGUUUCCGGAGCUUCGGGUGGUUGAAAGGACACAUUAGAGGGAGCAUUUGUAGCAUAUUUGGUGCUUGUGCUCCUUUUAACUUGUUGACAGUUUGUGUCAAACGGUUGCUGGUGUGCUCCAUGGAAAUAUAUGUUUAUUCAAGCUGCGAGCUUUUA
Molecule: messenger RNA, 1800 nt
Organism: Rosa chinensis
Lineage: Eukaryota; Viridiplantae; Streptophyta; Magnoliopsida; Rosales; Rosaceae
Product: pentatricopeptide repeat-containing protein At1g77360, mitochondrial
Exons: 2
Coding region: 107-1525 (472 amino acids)
Biological process (GO): translation
Cellular component (GO): ribosome
Molecular function (GO): protein binding; structural constituent of ribosome
Source: RefSeq, a predicted model, not a curated record